Messenger RNA from Corylus avellana, 2663 nucleotides. RefSeq names its product Pentatricopeptide repeat (PPR) superfamily protein. NCBI's taxonomy places the organism in Eukaryota, Viridiplantae, Streptophyta, Magnoliopsida, Fagales, Betulaceae. The record is from RefSeq and is a predicted model, not a curated record. Gene Ontology annotation, molecular function: protein binding.
UAGAAGAUGUGAGGAUCAGUGAGCGAUGUGGAGGAAAGCACUGUCCUUUCUCCCGCAGAGAGCCUUCUCUUCCGCACCUGAAAUCCCAACCCUCUACUCCUUCCUCCAACCUUCCGUCUUUGCUCUCAACAAAACCCCGCCACCACCAUCACCACCCUCCCAGAAUCCGCCCCCACAAGCUUUAACCGCAGACCACAUAGCCACCCUAGAAACCACCCUCUACCAGUCAAUCAUCACCGCAAGCACUGAUGAGGCAUGGAAGUCCUUCAAGACCCUCACCGGAAACUCUGCCUUCCCUAGUAAGUCCCUCACCAACUCUCUCAUCGCCCACUUGUCCUCACUCAAUGACAUUCAUAAUCUCAAAAGGGCUUUUGCCUCGGCGGUUUAUCUUAUAGAGAAGAACCCUAAGUUAUUGGACUUUGAAACCGUGGGAAAACUGUUGGAUUCUAUGAGAUGUUCCAACACUGCUGCCCCUGCUUUUGCUUUGAUCAAGUGUAUGUUCAAGAAUAGGUUUUUUGUGCCCUUUGGAGUGUGGGGAAAUGUGCUUGUUGAAAUCAGCAGGAAAAAUGGUAGCUUUGUUGGGUUUUUGCGGGUUUUCGAAGAGAGUUGUAGGAUUGCUUUGGAUGAGAAGUUGGAUUUUAUGAAACCUGACCUGGCCGCUUGUAAUGCGGCAUUGCUGGGUUGUUGUCGUGAGCUUGAAUCGGCGAGUGAUGCCGAGAAAGUUGUUGAAACAAUGUCGGUUUUGGGUAUUAGGCCGGAUGAGUCGAGUUUUGGCUCUCUUGCUUAUUUGUAUGCACUUAAGGGGCUUGAAGAGAAGAUAAUUGAGUUGGAAGGUUUGAUGGGUGGGUUUGGUUUUUCGAACAAAAGCGUCUUUUUCAACAAUUUGGUUAGAGGGUAUGUUAAAUCAGGCACUUUAGAAUCUGUUUCAGCAACUGUUCUGCGUAGUUUGAGGGUAGGUUGCAAAGAUACAAAUUUUGGUGAAGAAACUUACUGUGAAGUGGUUAAGGGAUUUCUUGACAAUGGGAGUUUCAAGGGUUUGGCGUCUUUGAUCACUGAAGCUCAAAAGUUAGAGCCUUCAACGGUUGUGGUUGAUAGAUCUGUUGGCUAUGGUAUUGUUAAUGCUUGUGUUAACCUUGGAUUAUCGGAUAAGGCACACAGCAUUCUUGAGGAAAUGGAUGUUCAGGGAGGGUCUGUUGGGCUCGGGGUCUAUGUGCCGAUCUUGAAGGCUUACUGCAAAGAGCAUCGAACAGCUCAAGCUUCUCAGUUGGUCAUGGAAAUUAGCAAUUCAGGCCUUCAGUUGGAUGUAGAGACCUAUGAUGCAUUGAUAGAUGCAUCGAUGUCAAGCCAAGAUUUUCAAUCAGCCUUUUCGUUGUUUAGGGAUAUGAGAGAAGCAAGAGUACCUGACCUUAAGGGGAGUUACUUAACUAUAAUGACUGGCUUAAUGGAGAAUCAUCGGCCCGAGUUGAUGGCAGCCUUCUUAGAUGAGGUUGUUGAGGAUCCUAGAAUUGAAAUGGGAACCCACGACUGGAAUUCAAUUAUUCAUGCUUUUUGUAAAGCGGGUCGAUUAGAAGAUGCAAGGAGGACUUUGAGAAGGAUGACAUUCUUGCAGUUUGAGCCAAAUGACCAGACAUAUUUGUCCCUAAUUAACGGGUAUGUGACUGCAGAGAAAUAUUUCAGUGUUUUGAUGCUCUGGAAUGAGGUUAAACGAAAAGUUCCAACUGAUGGGCAGAAGGGGGUCAGAUUUAAUCACAACUUGGUUGAUGCAUUCCUUUAUGCUUUGGUUAAGGGAGGUUUCUUUGAUGUAGUGAUGCAAGUAGUGGAGAAAAGUCAGGAGAUGAAGAUUUUUGUGGAUAAGUGGAGAUACAAGCAAGCAUUUAUGGAGACCCAUAAAAAGCUCAAAGUGUCAAAAUUGAGGAAGAGGAACUUUAGAAAAAUGGAAGCACUUAUUGCUUUUAAGAAUUGGGCUGGUCUGAAUGCUUGAACUUCAACAGUGCCAAUUGGUUAUGUUGUCCAUUUGAACUUCUGCUGACAGCUCGUUCUGCUUAGCAACCAAUUUUCUGUGGAAUUUUGGGCAAGGAACUCGAAAAGUGGCUCGCUUCCAAAAACUGGGUUUGUUUACCAUGCAACAGAAACUCCUGAUGCUUACAUUGUUGACAAAGGCUUCUGCUGACAAUGCAGAGAGAAGUGUCUGCUUGGAUUUUCAAAUUGUAAAUGAAAGAGGGGACCUAAGGAAAAUGAAAGUUCUCUAAGGCCUCUGCUUGUGAUACAAAGUUCAGAGGCUACCUCCGCAGCACAAGUGUGAAUUUUUCGAUUGUCUCUGUUAACAAAGGCUGAAUUUCAUAAGUUAAAUAAAGUGACUUGGCCUGGCAGUUUAAACCAGUUGGGAGAUCUCUCCAGCUGCUCAGCUUCAAUGGGAAUGCAGAACAACUCCGAAAACAUGUUAUGCCAGGAACCACUACAGGAAAACUGCUUCAGUUUUCCAUUUUACUCUUUUUGAUGUUUUACUUAUUUGGACUGGUCUGGAACUUCACUGGUUUUUUGCCUAGCACUAGCAGAAAUUAGAACCCAGGUUUUCUGGUUGUAAGCAGCUGGAUGGGUAGCAUAAUUUUCAUUCUUGGUUUGAUUAUUGAAGUGAGAUCAAUAAAGGGCUAAUUUUAACCUCA